AUGGGCCUGCUCAGCACGCAGGGCCGCGGCACCACCCUGCAUGUUGCUCUCCCCAUCGCUGCCCUUCCUGCCACUGCUGCUGCUGCUGCUUCCCGUGCUGCCAGCACGAGCACACGAGCUCCCAGUGUUGCCCCUGCUGCUCCCUUCACAGCUUGCAGCACCAGGAGGCUGCUGGGCUGGUGCGAGCAGGUGGCAGCAGGGAGGCGAAGUGAAGGAGCAGGGCGCAGAGGGAGUGGGAGGGAGAUGCAGGUGGCAGGUGUGAAGGCUGGUGGACUCACAAGGCACACACGGGCGAUGGCAGCGCAGGGAGGGGGGGAGGUGCAGGGAGGAGAGGUGGGAGCGAAGUGGGUGAGCGGCACGGGGCGGAGUGCCAAGGAGGAUCUCAAGGAGGCGCUGCAGGGCAUGGAAAUCCUGGUGGUGGACGACAACCUGGUGAACCGGCGGGUGGCAGCGAGCACGCUGGCGCGGUACGGGGCGGAGGUGGCGCUGGCAGAGUCGGGCGAGGCGGCGCUGCGCCUGCUGCAGGCGCGCCACUCCUUCCGCCUCGUGCUCAUGGACCUCCUCAUGCCCGGCCUCGACGGGUAUGAGACCGUCACUCGGCUGCGAGGCAUGGAGCGGGAGUCAGGGGAUGGGGGAGCAGGGGGCGAGCGGCAUGUGAGGGUGGUGGCCAUGUCAGCAGACGUGGACAGCGCUGUGGCAGCACGUGCUGCUCUCGUGGGCAUGGAUGGGGCUGUGCAGAAACCACUCGAAAGCCAACUCCUGUCCAUUAUAAGAACACUUCAAUUGAAAUGUAUCUCUUCUUAA
Closterium sp. Naga37s-1 is the source of this 804-nucleotide messenger RNA. Lineage: Eukaryota; Viridiplantae; Streptophyta; Zygnematophyceae; Desmidiales; Closteriaceae. The record is from the annotation of a GenBank genome assembly.